UUCCCGGCCCAGGAAGCUGCGCAUGCGUGUCCGGGUCUGGAGAGCCGUGGGACGGAGGGUCCCUCCACGCGCAUGCGCGCCGAUCUCUGGCCAUGCGCGUGCUAGUGGGAGGUGGGACCGGCUUUGUGGGCGGAGCCUUGACCCAGCUGUUGAGGAGCCGAGGGCACGAGGUGACCCAUGUCUCUCGCCAUCCGGGGCCAGACCGGAUCAGCUGGGAUGAAUUGGCCCGCUCCGGCCUGCCCCCUUGUGAUGCUGCGGUGAACUUGGCUGGUGAGAAUGUUCUCAACCCCCUUCGCAGGUGGGAUGAUCCCUUCCGCAGGGUUGUGGUCGCCAGCCGGGUGGCAACCACCAAGACCUUGGCCAAGGCCAUCGCAGAGGCCGAGAGGCCGCCCCGCGCCUGGGUCCUCGUCACUGGCGUAGGGUAUUACCGCCCCAGCCCCACGGCUGAGUACACCGAGGAGAGUCCCGGCGGUGACUUCGACUUCUUCUCGCGCCUGGUGAGCGCCUGGGAGGCAGCGGCUAAAAUCCCCGGAGACGGCACGCGCCAGGCGGUGGUGAGAUCUGGUGUGGUGCUGGGGAAGGGCGGAGGCGCCGUCUCCCAGAUGCUCUGGCCUUUCCGGCUGGGCCUGGGGGGCCCCGUGGGCUCUGGCCUCCAGCCCUUCCCAUGGAUCCACGUCCGGGACGUGGCUGGUGUUGUGUGCCACACUCUGGAGACGGAGGGUGUCCACGGGGUUCUCAACGGGGUCUCUCCAGCUUCACCCAGCACCUCCAAUGCCGACUUCGCCCGGGAGCUGGGCUCAGCCCUGGGGCGCCCAGCCCUGCUGCCCCUGCCCAGCUGGGCGGUGCGGGGCGUCUUUGGCACUGAGCGGGCCGUCAUGCUGCUGGAGGGCCAGCGGGUGGCGCCAAAACGCACUCUGGAGAGUGGCUACUGCUUCGUGUACCCCGACCUGCCCUCUGCCCUGCGGGACAUUGUGUCCUGAACGGCUGAGGCGGGGUUGAUCCCAGUGCCCUGAGGACCCUCCUCUUCUGGGGGAUCACCCCAGUGGGAGCUCCCCCCGCCCCGAGACCCCUAAUCUCUGGCUCCCACAGCCCAGCUCUGAGCUUCCCAGCUGUCUUAGCCUGAACUUUGUGGGGUCCAUCUUGAGCCAUCCCCAGUAUCCCUCCAAUACUCCCCAGCCUCUUGCUGGGGGUCACCCCAUUCUUAGCCUCUCCAGCCCCCUUCUCUGAGUGGGAAUGCUCCCUUCUGAGCCCCUCCAGAAAUCACCCCUCCCCAGCCCUUCUCGGGGGGGGGGGGGGGGGGCACCCCACUGUGACUUUCCUGCCCUACCCCCAUCUGUGCUGCACUGACAGUGUGUUCAGGUGGUUUUCAAGCUCCUGGCCCUUUAUGGAGCUGGGGUUCUGCAGCAAAGGCUGCUGGGAAUUGCAGUUUUUGACUGCACUGCAGCCCCCCUCCCUCCCACCCUGUAUACAACCUUGUCCAGUUUGCAAUAAACUGCUGGUGAGUCAAUCGCUGUUGUUUGCAGGGAGUGGGGGCGGGGGGAGGGAGGUCACUAGGUCGAUGGUGGUGCUUAGGGCUGAGGGGGGGAUUCAGAGGCUGCACUGUUUUCAUACAGUCAGUGCUGACCCCAGUUGCGUGCAGCUCCCAAUACAGUGAGAGAGACCAGGCAGUGAAUGGGACCCAGCUGUCCAGGAGGAUAGUGCAGGGUGCUCAUCCUUAGGGGGGGCUGAUAGGUUGUAGGGUGGGAAGGGGAGCCAGGAGUCUGGGAGGGCAGUGCAGGGCCUUCGCCGCUAGGGGGUCUCAUGGCUCUUAGGGGAGGAAUGAGGAAGGUGCCUGGGAACAACCAUGGGGCUCAUGUACAAGGUGAGAGGGCUGAGUGAAGUGGAGAUGAGGGCUGUCUGGGCUCUGGGGACCAGACAGUAGCUUCCUGGCCGGGGGUGUGGGUCUGGGUCCCCCAGUGUGGGGCUGUUUUGGUUAUUCCUGUGUGGGCAUAACAGCCUCCAUGCAAGUGGUUGUACCGCUAUAACUGUAGAGGUGAAAUUGCAUCUCUGACCCAAAUAGUUAUGCUGCCACCGACUCUGGCUGUGGUUCUGGCCUUGUUUUCAUGCCUCAGAAAACAAUGGAGAAGGCGUGCCAGAAUGCUGCCCGUGUAAAAUACAAGUGUUGAUCUGUUCCUUUGGAACACCUCUGCUGACACCUCUUUGAACUGUCCCCGGCAUCUCUCACUGUCCCUUGUGUGUUUCAGUUCGCUUUUGCUGAUGGAAAUUUCUGCUGGCAUCAUUGUUUUGUGGAAAAUUUAUAUUCCACAAAUCCCCAUUUUCCAACAGGAAACCAUGGUUCAACUUUUUUCCUCACUGCCCUAAUGCAACAGUAAGCCAUGGGGUAAAUAAUGAAAGGCUUAGUUCCUGCAGACAGGCUGCGUUCUCCUCUAGAUCUCUGUGCAAACAUUGCCCCUGACAAAUGAGUGCUCCACUGUGCAUCAAGGGGACUGUGCAUAUGUAGUCCUGAGUUUAUCCCCCACCCCAAAGGCUGUAAUUAAACAUAGUGAGUGUCUCUCUUUGACUUGAGAGGAGAGCCAAAGCUCAAGGCCCUGCCAGUUGUUUCCAUUAGGGGUAUUUUCUGGGAUGCACUCUAGUUUAUUUCCAAAGAUAAUCCAUCAAGUCCUCUUUCCCUGAACACAGCUGCAGUUAGUGCUUCCGUUUGCUGCUCCAAACCAGCCUUUCCAGCUGGCACUUCUGUUACUGUCUGCUUGGCCUUCUCUCCGCCCCUUCUCCCUCGUGCACAGACAAAACCUGUGUCACCAAGCAAAGCCCUAGCCUCUGCCUGGGAAAUCUAUUGAGCUGCUUCUGCUCUAGCUUUUCUAUGUGCCUGUGUUUUGGAUUCUACUGCUGUUGUGUCAGCCACUCAACUGCAAUGGCUUCUUUACAUUGAUCCUGCAUGAAAGGUAAUGCCCCACCCAUCGCUACAAGGUUUAACGAUGGGACGAUCGAGGUGCUAGAGGAGUACUCAAGGAAGACAAGGCUGUUGCAGAGAAGCUAAAUGAAUUUUUUGCAUCAUUCUUUACUGUAGAGGAUGUGAGGGAGAUUCCCACACCUGAGCCAUUCUUUUUAGGUGACAAAUCUGAGGAACUGUCCCAGACUGAGAUAUCAUUAGUGGAUGUUUUGGAACAAAUUGAUAAACUAAACAGAAAUAAGUCACCAGGACCAGAUGGGAUUCACCCAAGAGUUCUGAAGGAAUUCAGAUAUGAAAUCUUAGAACUACUAACUGUGGUAUGUAAUGAAUCACUUAAAUCAGCCAUACCUGAUGACUGGAGGAUAGCUAAUGCAACACCGAUUUUUUUUUUUUUUAAGUCUCCAGAGGCAAUCCUGGCAAUUACAGGCCGGUAAGGCUGACUUCAGUACCAGACAAAUUGGUUGAAACUAUAGUAAACCACAGAAUUAUUACACAGACAGAUGAAUAUCAUUUGUUGGGGAAGAAUCAACAAUGGUUUUGGUAAAGGGAAAUCAUGUCUCACCAAUCUACUAGAAUUCUUGGAGGGGGUCAACAAGCAUGUGGACAAGGGAGAUCCAAUGGAUAUAGUGUACUUGGACUUUCAGAAAGCCUUUGACAAGGUCCCUCACCAAAAGCUCUUAAACAAAGUAAGCAGUCAUGGGAUAAGAGGGAAGGUCCUCUCAUGGAUUGGUAACUGGUUAAAAGAUAGGAAACAAAGGGUAGGAAUAAAUGGCCCGUUCUCAGAAUGGAGACAGGUAAAUAGUGGUGUCCCCCAGGGGUCUAUAUUAGGACCAAUCCUAGUUAACAUAAUCAUAAAUGAUCUGGGAAAGGGUAAAGAGUGAGGUGGCAAAGUGUUAAGAUGAUACAAAAUUACAAGGGUAGUAAAGUCCAAAGCAGACUGUGAAGAAUUGCAAAGGGAUCUCACAAAACUGGGUGACUGGGCAGGAAAAUGGCAGAUGCAAAGUAAUGCACGUUGGAAAACAUAAUCCCAACUAUACAUAUAAAAUGAUGGGUUCUAAAUUAGCUGUUACCACUCGUAUAGUUCUCUGUAAACAUCCACUCAAUGUGCAGCGGGAGUCAAGAAAGCUAACAGAAUGUUGGGAAUCAUUAAGAAAGGGAUAGAUAAGACACAAAGUAUCAUAAUCAUAGAAGUUUAGGACUGGAAGGGACAUUGGGAGGUCUUUUAUUCUAGUCCCUGCACUCAAGGCAGAACUAAGUAUUAAGUAUAAUCUCAAUAUAAAUCCAUGAUAUGCCACACUUUGACUGCUGCAUGCAGUUCUAGUCACCCCAUCUCCACAAAUGGAUGGGAAAUUAAAAAUGUGCAGAGAAGGGCAACAAAAAUGAUCAGGGGUAUGGAACAGGAGGAGAGAUUUUACAAUCUGUUUGAGGAGAGAUUUUACAAGAUUGUAACUGUUCAGUUUAGGAUGACUAGGGGUGCAGAUAUGAUAGAAGUCUAUAAAAUUGGGAAUGGCAUUGAGAAAAUGAAUAAGGAAGUGCUAUUUACCCCUUCCCAUAACACAAGUGUAAUAUGAAGAGAGAGCCUGAACCAUGGGGCCUGGUACAAGGCCUAAGGCCUGAACUAAAGUCAGGCCCUGUUACAAAGCAGAGGCCUUCUUGCGGGGUCACUGUCCGGAACAGGAACGUGGCAAGAACAUGGCUGGCGUUGUAAAAACACACGCAUUGCUAGGCACUAAGUAUUCAUGUAAACACAUUCCAGGAGGGUGGUACCAGAACACCCCGAUAGCUAGUUUUGGUGGAAACACACGCCCCAAAGAUGAUAUAGGGACACACUGACCCUUCUUAAAGAUAAGGUCAGGCUGACAGGGUGAUGGAUAGAGAUGUUUUGAUCAAACCAACAGGUACAAGGAAAAGGGGGGUAACUAACCACAUCAGAGGGCCAAUACAUAGCUUGUUUGUAUCAAUGCAUAAAGAGGGGUCACAGAGGGGGUGUCUGUCCAGUGGAGGAGGGAAUGGAAAGUCCCACUGCUCACUGAGCUGGUCCAUGGUAACAUGCAUGCAUGUAUUAGUGUACUACGGGACACAGAUACCGUGCUUUUUCGGCAAUAAACCUGUCUGGACGCCUUUGCCACUGCAAUGAGUCUGUGGUCUCCUUGGGCAGUUCAACUGGAGGCUGCUCUAUGGGCUACCUGUCCAGAGACUGUGCAGCAUGCAGAGAUAACAGACACGCAGGCAACAACUGACACCAACAAGAACUAGGGGU
Chelonia mydas (Green sea turtle) is the source of this 5210-nucleotide messenger RNA. It is a transcript of the gene SDR39U1, whose product is annotated as short chain dehydrogenase/reductase family 39U member 1. NCBI's taxonomy places the organism in Eukaryota, Metazoa, Chordata, Testudines, Cheloniidae. The transcript is spliced from 6 exons. The coding region runs from base 93 to 980 and encodes 295 amino acids. The record is from RefSeq and is a predicted model, not a curated record.